AUGACGGGUCUCAUCGUCCGGGAAGUGAGCAUUGAGAUUUCGCGCCAGCAAGUGGAAGAACUCUUCGGACCUGAAGAUUACUGGUGCCAGUGUGUGGCCUGGAGCUCGGCGGGCACCACGAAGAGCCGGAAGGCGUACGUGCGCAUCGCAUAUCUACGGAAGACAUUUGAACAGGAACCCCUCGGAAAGGAAGUAUCCCUGGAACAGGAAGUGUUACUCCAGUGUCGACCACCCGAAGGGAUCCCAGUGGCCGAGGUGGAAUGGUUGAAAAAUGAAGACAUAAUCGAUCCCGUUGAAGAUCGGAAUUUUUAUAUUACUAUCGAUCACAACCUCAUCAUAAAGCAGGCCCGCCUCUCAGACACUGCAAAUUACACCUGUGUCGCCAAAAACAUCGUUGCCAAGAGGAAAAGUACAACGGCUACUGUCAUAGUCUACGGGCAGAGUGUGCAGAAAAUAGCCUGUACUACCUUAUGUCCAGUGGAUGGCAGGUGGACCUCAUGGAGCAAGUGGUCUACCUGUGGGACAGAGUGCACCCACUGGCGCAGGAGGGAGUGCACGGCACCAGCCCCCAAGAACGGAGGCAAGGACUGCGAUGGCCUCGUCUUGCAAUCCAAGAACUGCACCGAUGGGCUUUGCAUGCAAAGUUUCAUUUAUCCCAUUUCAACUGAACAGAGAACCCAGAAUGAAUAUGGAUUUUCUUCUGCUCCUGACUCGGAUGACGUUGCUCUCUACGUGGGAAUUGUCAUAGCCGUGAUAGUCUGCCUGGCCAUCUCUGUAGUCGUGGCCCUGUUUGUGUAUCGGAAGAACCAUCGUGACUUUGAGUCCGAUAUUAUCGACUCUUCGGCACUCAACGGGGGCUUUCAGCCCGUGAACAUCAAGGCAGCAAGACAAGAUCUUCUGGCAGUACCCCCGGACCUCACGUCAGCUGCAGCCAUGUACAGAGGACCCGUCUAUGCCCUGCAUGAUGUCUCAGACAAAAUCCCGAUGACCAACUCUCCGAUUCUGGAUCCGCUGCCGAACCUGAAAAUCAAAGUGUACAACACCUCAGGUGCUGUCACCCCCCAAGAUGACCUCUCAGAGUUUACAUCCAAGCUGUCCCCUCAGAUGACCCAGUCAUUGUUGGAGAACGAAGCCCUCAACCUGAAGAAUCAGAGUCUUGCCAGGCAGACCGACCCAUCCUGUACCGCCUUUGGCACCUUCAACUCCCUGGGAGGUCAUCUCAUUGUUCCCAAUUCAGGAGUCAGUUUGCUGAUCCCCGCUGGGGCCAUUCCCCAAGGGAGAGUCUACGAAAUGUAUGUGACCGUACACAGGAAAGAAACUAUGAGGCCGCCCAUGGAAGACUGUCAGACACUCUUGACCCCGGUGGUGAGCUGUGGGCCCCCCGGAGCCCUGCUGACCCGCCCCGUCAUCCUUACCAUGCAUCACUGUGCGGACCCCAACACCGAGGACUGGAAGAUCCAGCUGAAGAACCAGGCAGCACAGGGACAAUGGGAGGACGUGGUGGUGGUCGGAGAGGAAAACUUCACUACCCCCUGCUACAUCCAGCUGGACACAGAGGCCUGCCACAUCCUCACCGAGAACCUCAGCACCUACGCCCUGGUCGGGCAGUCCACCACCAAAGCCGCUGCCAAGCGCCUGAAGCUGGCCAUCUUCGGGCCCCUGUGCUGCUCCUCCCUGGAGUACGGCAUCCGAGUCUACUGUCUGGACGACACCCAGGAUGCCCUGAAGGAAGUGGUACAUCUUGAGAGACAGAUGGGAGGGCAGCUCCUAGAAGAACCCAAGGCUCUUCAUUUUAAAGGCAGCACCCACAACCUGCGCCUGUCAAUUCACGAUAUCGCCCAUUCCCUCUGGAAGAGCAAACUGCUGGCUAAGUAUCAGGAAAUUCCUUUUUACCAUAUCUGGAGCGGGUCUCAGAGAAACCUCCACUGCACCUUUACUCUGGAAAGAUUCAGCCUGAACACGGCGGAGCUGGUCUGCAAGCUCUGCGUGCGGCAGGUGGAGGGAGAAGGGCAGAUCUUCCAGCUGAACUGCGCCGUGGCGGAGGAACCUACUGGCCUCGAUUUGCCGCUGCUGGAUCCUGCGAGCACGGUCACCGCUGUCCCAGGGCCGAGUGCGUUCAGCAUCCCUCUCCCCAUCCGGCAAAAGCUCUGCAGCAGCCUGGACGCCCCGCAGACCAGAGGCCACGACUGGAGGAUGCUGGCCCAUAAGCUCAGCCUGGACAGGUACUUGAAUUACUUCGCCACCAAAUCCAGCCCGACUGGCGUCAUCCUGGACCUCUGGGAAGCACAGAACUUCCCAGAUGGAAACCUGAGCAUGCUGGCGGCCGUCUUGGAAGAAAUGGGAAGACAUGAAACGGUAGUGUCUUUAGCAGGAGAAGGGCAGUAUUGA
Messenger RNA from Propithecus coquereli (Coquerel's sifaka), 2388 nucleotides. RefSeq names its product unc-5 homolog C (C. elegans) (gene UNC5C). Lineage: Eukaryota; Metazoa; Chordata; Mammalia; Primates; Indriidae. Gene Ontology annotation, molecular function: protein binding; netrin receptor activity. The coding region runs from base 1 to 2388 and encodes 795 amino acids. The transcript is spliced from 16 exons. Gene Ontology annotation, biological process: netrin-activated signaling pathway. The record is from RefSeq and is a predicted model, not a curated record. Gene Ontology annotation, cellular component: membrane.